UGUCAUAAAUUCAUUUUCCAAGGAUUAACAAUAAUGACAUGCAUGUAAGUGGACAAAAACAAUGGUUAUUGAGAAAGUUACUCUGUAAACAUGCCAAUGCAAAAGCUUCCAAAUUUGUCAGAGAAGAACUCCACGUCUACGCGCAAUAAUUAUUAAUGCUCCUUUCUUCAUAACCAAUUAUACUAGCCUAGAUAAGAUUACCAGUUCCUCGCUGCAAAAACACUUCCAUCAAAAAAAAAAACCAUCUUGAUCUCAGAGCUGUAUAUCCACGGAAGAAGAAAUGGCCGACCCUGUUAUCAGUGCCACUAUUCAGGUUGCCUUGGAGACGGCAGUAUCUCUUGCCACUGACAGGAUUGGUAUGUUAGUUGGGUUCAAGAAGGAUGUUGCCAGCAUGACACGUACUCUCCGCUGGAUCAAUGCUUUCUUGGCUGAUGCUGAGGAAAGACAACAAAACCAGGACGGGUAGUGCAAGAAUGGUUGAAGAGUCUCGAGGAGGUGGCUUAUGAGGCGGACAAUGUGUUGGAUGAGCUCCACUAUGAAUCCCUUCGUCAACAGGUGGAGUCCCGAAACCGACACAAGCUCAAGGUAUGCUGCUUCUUCUCCUUCUCUAACAUUAAUCUUGCUUUUCGUUGGAGAAUGGCUUCUAAGGUCAGGGACAUCAACCUUGAGUUGAAUAAGAUAAAUGAAGAAGCCAACAGAUUGGAGCUGGUCAGUAGGUUAGUGAUGACAGCUGCCCUCCCUGCUGCUGCUGAUGCUGGAGACAGAAGAAAUCGGCAGACCGACUCGGUUGCUGUUCCAAUGACUGGAAGAGCCGAUGAUGAAUCAAAGAUAGUGAAGAUGCUGUUGAGCCCAUCUGAGAAGGUUGUCUCUUGUCUUCCCAUAACUGGUAUGGGAGGUCUAGGCAAAACAACUUUGGCUAAAUCGAUAUACAACAAUCACCAAAUUGAUGGGCACUUUCAGAAAAAGUUGUGGGUUUGCGUAUCAAAAAAAGUUCCAGUAGUGGAACUUUUCAAACUCAUACUAGUGCAAUUGACGGGAGAAAAGGUUGAAGUGGAUGAUAGGAAUGUCAUCGUUGAAAAAAUUCAGAAUCAACUAGAGGGAAAAAGAUAUUUCCUUGUCCUUGAUGAUGUGUGGGAUGAUAAUCAGGCAUUGUGGGAUGACUUUUUCACCACCUUGAAGGGGCUCAAUCCAACUGAUGGAAGCUGGUGUCUUGUCACUACUCGUAUUGGUCAACUGGCAGAUAUUGUGUUGAAAGUUCUGAGGAUGGAUGAUGAAGCCUAUGCCUUAGGAAGGCUACCUGAUGAUCUUUGCUGGUCUAUCCUAAAAGAAAAAGUAGUUGGAAGGGAAGAAGAACCUGAUGAACUAAAAGCAAUUAAAGAGAGAGUAAUCAAAAGAUGUGACGGUCUACCAUUGGCUGCAAGUGUAAUCGGAGGUCUAUUAUCUUUAAAGAGAAAAGAGGAGUGGCAAUCAAUUUUGGAGAAUAGGCUUUUGAGUGCAGGUGGAGACCAUGUGAGGCAAAUACUUAAGUUUAGUUUUGAUAAUUUGCCAUUACCAGCCGUCAAGAAAUGUUUUGCAUAUUGUUCUAUUUUUCCCGAGGAUGCUGAGAUGGAAGGGGAUGUGCUGAUCGAACUUUGGAUGGCAGAAGGUUUCCUCCAUGCAGGUCUCGAGAACAAAACAAUGGAGGAAAUUGGAGAGUAUUACUUGGAAAUUUUAUUGCAGAGUUCUUUGCUGGAAGAAAUAAGAGACGGUUGGAGAAGGAAUGUUAUAAAAUGCAUGAUAUGGUACACGAAGUCUCAAAAUCAAUAAUGUCAAAGUCUACUAAAUUCAUUAAUUCGGAGACUGGUUCAGGAGACAAU
This is a messenger RNA of Coffea arabica (coffee), 1856 nucleotides long. Lineage: Eukaryota; Viridiplantae; Streptophyta; Magnoliopsida; Gentianales; Rubiaceae. The record is from RefSeq and is a predicted model, not a curated record.